Messenger RNA from Trichomonas vaginalis G3, 2211 nucleotides. RefSeq names its product ubiquitinyl hydrolase protein. Gene Ontology annotation, biological process: protein deubiquitination. Gene Ontology annotation, molecular function: cysteine-type deubiquitinase activity. The coding region runs from base 1 to 2211 and encodes 736 amino acids. NCBI's taxonomy places the organism in Eukaryota, Parabasalia, Trichomonadida, Trichomonadidae. The record is from RefSeq and is a predicted model, not a curated record. The transcript has a single exon.
AUGGAAAACUGGGAUAUAAAAGAAAUCUAUAGAGAAUUUCGUCAUCUCUAUGAAACUGCACAACCAAAAGUAGAUGAGCCAUGGUAUGCAAUUGAUGGCAAAUGGAUUGCGAAAUUUAAUUUAGCAGCAAAACGAAAUAAAAACGAUUUCAAGCAACCCAUAUCAAAUACACGUUUAUUAAAGAGCAAAUAUAUCCAUAGAAAUUUACUCAUGCCUUCAGAUUUUAUGGUAAUUCCUGAAUCAGCUUGGAAGUAUUUAGAUUCCAAGUUUACUGCUGGUCCAGAAUACAAAAUACCAGUCUUUUUAAAUCCUAAAACGCAAAUUGCGGAGCUUCUUGUCUAUUUACCUCAAAUAUCAGUUACAUAUAAAGGAGAAACAAAGGUUUUACACUUUAAUUACUAUCUCACAUAUUAUGAUUUGCUCAAAGAAGCAUGCUCGCAGUUUAAUUUACCAAUAAACGAUUGCGAAUUACUUAAAGAAGAUGUAAAGUCUGGUUCUGGCCAAGUUACAUUAAAUAACAUCAUUGCAGUUGACGACAAAUCAAUAUCUCAAUCAUAUCACAUAAAUUACAAAGGAAAAGAUCAACCUUCAGCUCUUGAAAAUAAUAAAUUUAAGUUUUCGAAACUUUUUUCACGAAUUCCCUCAAAUCGUCAAGGCCUUGUUGGUUUUGUCAACAGAGCUAAUAUCUGUUUCUUCAAUUCCAUCAUGCAAUGCUUAGUUCAUACAACUCCUUUAGUUUCUUACGUUUUAAGUGAAAAUUUCAAGAAAGAUUUGAACGGAAAACCAGAUAAAGUCAAAGAAGCCGAUCUAUUCCGCGAUUACAUGAACCAAAUAUGGUCUUCUCGUUCAUCAAAAAUGGAUUUAUAUGAUCUUAGCCUUAAAUUCCAAAUUUCGACCAUAGAAUUCCGCCAAGAAGAUUCCCAUGAGCUUCUUCAGAAGGUAUUCGAAGACCUGAUCGAAGCAACAAACACAGGAACAAGAAAAACAAUCGCAAUUUCUGAAUCAUCCGACCAAUCAUCGGAAAAGUCAACAGCUGACAAGUUUAUUAAUGAAUUCCGUAUAGCAAACAAGACACCAAUCGCAGAUAUGGUCUAUCAUUUCACUAAGAAUGAAUAUAUCUGUUCAAAUUGUCAUAAAAGUGACAUCAAAUUUGAAAACGGUUGGGUUUUAUUUGCACCUAUUCCUGAAUCGACAAUCAACCUUACCAUUGUACCAGCAGGCACCUUUUCUACUCCUAUAAAGAUAUCAGUACCUGUUCCUCAGAAUCCUUCUUAUAAUUCUUACGUUUUCAGUGUCAAAACCGUUGUUCAAACCUCCUAUAAAUUGGUUUUUUCAUUGAAUGGAAAAUUCGUCAUUCCCACGAAAAACGCCAAUUAUAUUGUUUACGAGAUCCCCGACACAGAAGAUGCUUUAACAUUGUUGAACAUCGAAGUUGCAGAUGGCCACCAAUUUGUUCCAAUGGUUUCGAGAACUAGUUUUAAUUAUGACAUGCUUUUGGCCAAAUUGUGGUCGGACAAACCACAACCUCCUAACAAAGAAAUCGAAGAAAACAUGACAUUCAAUCCAAAGAGGUUGUUUGAUUCAAAGAGAUAUGAACUGAUCAUACCGAAUGAUUAUACUUUGAAUCAGGAUUAUUAUCAGAUGGGAUUGAAACUCACAAAUGAACCUAUUGUUGCAAUUUUGAAUCAAACAGAAAUUUACGGUGAGAAAGGUUUCACGUGGAAUAAACUCACAGAGAUAACUGAUGCAGGAAACGUAUACAAGGAUUUGUCUGUCGAUGAUUGCUUGAAAGAAAUGUUGUCUGAUACAGUUGUUGAAGACAAAAAAUGUCCGUUUUGUGGCAACAAAUGUAAAGCAACACUUCGAUCUUCUCUUUACAAGACACCGGAGAUUCUCAUCAUUGUCUUGAAGAGAUUCUCAAGUGUAUCUGGUAUUCUCACUAAGAUUGACAAUAAAGUCGAUGUUCCUUUGGAAUUAACAAUUGGUGGACAGGAAUGGUGCAAAGACAUGGAACAAGAGAAAUAUAAUUUGUACGCUGUUUCUAAUCAUUUGUCUAGUGUUGCAACAUUUGGUCACUACACGGCUGUUGUUAAACACAGCCAAACUGGCCAAUGGUACAUCGCUAACGAUGAGAAUAUUUCUGUUUACGAUUCAAUCAAUGAGAAUAUGAUCAACAAAUCCUAUGUUCUGUUUUAUCAAAAAUCAAAAUAA